Cryptomeria japonica (Japanese cedar) is the source of this 825-nucleotide messenger RNA. Its product is annotated as agamous-like MADS-box protein AGL11. Bases 331 to 825 code for a protein of 164 amino acids. Gene Ontology annotation, cellular component: nucleus. Gene Ontology annotation, biological process: positive regulation of transcription by RNA polymerase II. The record is from RefSeq and is a predicted model, not a curated record. The transcript is spliced from 5 exons. Gene Ontology annotation, molecular function: DNA-binding transcription factor activity, RNA polymerase II-specific; RNA polymerase II cis-regulatory region sequence-specific DNA binding; protein dimerization activity. Lineage: Eukaryota; Viridiplantae; Streptophyta; Pinopsida; Cupressales; Cupressaceae.
GAUUCCACCUUUUCCUCUUCUUCCCUGCUACAUAUUGUCUGAAUUCAAGUGGGUUUAGGGCAUUCCGCCUGAAGCUAGUUUAAACUAGUGGAUGAAUCAUAACUUCUGCUACUGUCUCUCUUUUAUCAGUUUCCUUUUCCAAUCACCAGCUUUUUCUCCAUCAGGUUAAAAUGGCCUCUCUUCUUCAAUAACCCAUUGAAGGUUGAGCAUCUGAAGCAAACCGAUCCCAACAGCUAGUUCAAACUAGUUGAAGGACUCUCUUUCUCUGCUACUAGUUACCAUACUUUGCUUCUUUUCCUAGUUUGCUUAGGAGUUGAGAAUUUUUAAGAGAUGGGGAGGGGGAAAAUAGAAAUAAAGAGGAUCGAGAAUAGUGUUCACAGGCAGGUGACCUUCUGUAAAAGGAGGGGUGGUCUCAUGAAGAAAGCCCAUGAACUUUCUGUGUUAUGUGAUGCUGAGGUGGCUCUCAUUGUUUUCUCCAGCAGAGGAAAGCUCUAUGAGAUGUCCAGUGAAAACAGCAUACUGAAAACAAUUGAGAGAUAUCAGAAGUGCACAUCAAAUGUAGACGUUCUCAAAUUCUCAAAUAUGACUUCUCAUGAGAUUAUGGAACAAGAGUUGAAAUUGCUUAGGCAACAAAUUGAUCUCUUAAAAAGUACUAACAGAUUAUUAAUGGGUGAAGGACUUGGUCCAUCAACUACACAAGAAUUAACUCAAUUAGAAAGCCUUCUUCAAACAAGAAUAAAUCAAGUGCGAGCAAAGAAGAAUGAACGACUGCUCGAUGAGAUUAAGCUCCUACAAAAGAAGGUACACAAAAAAAUCACAUUAUGA